CUCCCAGGAGCCGCUUGUUAGAUGCGCCUGAGCUGGCAGUGUGGGGAAGGAGCCGAGGAGGAGAAGCGGGACCGCGCAGAUCGAAGGGGUCCUGCACAUCCCCCCUCCCACUGUCACCGGGGACAAGGUGUGUGUGUGAGAGAGAGAGAGAGAGAGAGAGAGGAAGAGGCACCAUCCGCACACUGUCAGCAGGAAGCCUUCAACAUGGGCAACCGAGGAAUGGAAGAGCUGAUCCCUCUGGUCAACAAGCUUCAGGAUGCCUUCUCAGCCAUCGGACAGAAUGCCAACCUAGAUCUGCCGCAGAUCGCUGUGGUCGGGGGGCAGAGCGCCGGGAAGAGCUCUGUGCUCGAGAAUUUCGUGGGCAGGGAUUUCCUUCCCCGUGGAUCUGGCAUUGUUACCCGUAGACCUCUUGUCCUUCAGCUGGUCACUUGCCCUACAGAACAUGGGGAGUUUCUGCACUGCAAAGGAAAGAAGUUUACAGACUUUGAAGAGAUCAGGUCGGAAAUCGAGGCUGAAACCGAUCGGAUCACCGGAACAAACAAGGGCAUUUCCCCUGUGCCAAUAAACCUUCGUGUCUACUCUCCAAAUGUGCUUAACCUGACUCUGGUUGAUCUUCCGGGUAUGACCAAAGUCCCAGUUGGUGACCAGCCAGUGGACAUUGAGUUUCAGAUCCGUGACAUGCUCAUGCAGUUUGUUACCAAGGAGAAUUGCCUACUUCUAGCUGUGUCUCCAGCUAAUUCAGAUUUGGCAAACUCUGAUGCCUUGAAAAUUGCCAAAGAAGUGGAUCCUCAAGGGCAACGCACAAUUGGUGUCAUAACCAAACUCGACCUGAUGGAUGAAGGAACAGAUGCUCGAGAUGUCUUGGAAAAUAAGCUAUUGCCUUUGCGGAGAGGUUAUGUUGGAGUUGUAAACAGAAGCCAGAAGGACAUCGAUGGUAAGAAAGAUAUCAAAGCCGCAUUGGCAGCUGAGAGGAAGUUUUUCUUGUCACAUCCUGCUUAUCGACAGUUCGCUGACCGCAUGGGGACCCAUUAUCUGCAACAAAUUCUCAAUCAGCAACUGACCAAUCAUAUUCGGGACACACUUCCAGGCCUGCGGAACAAGCUGCAGAGCCAACUCUUGUCCAUUGAGAAGGAAGUGGACGAGUACAAGAAUUUCCGUCCGGAUGAUCCAACUCGUAAAACCAAGGCCUUGCUCCAAAUGGUGCAGCAGUUUGCUGUAGACUUUGAAAAACGUAUUGAAGGUUCUGGGGAUCAGAUUGACACUUACGAGCUGUCUGGGGGUGCACGGAUUAAUCGAAUAUUUCAUGAACGCUUCCCCUUUGAGUUGGUGAAGAUGGAAUUUGAUGAAAAGGAAUUGCGUAGAGAGAUCAGCUAUGCUAUCAAGAACAUCCAUGGCAUCAGAACUGGGCUCUUCACACCUGACAUGGCCUUUGAAACGAUCGUCAAGAAGCAAGUUAAGAAGAUCAAAGAGCCGUGCUUGAAAUGUGUGGACAUGGUCAUUUCCGAGCUUAUCAGUACCGUUAGACAAUGCACCAAGAAGCUCAGCCAGUAUCCCCACCUACGGGAGGAGAUGGAACGGAUCGUCACUACAUACAUUAGGGAGCGAGAGGGGAGGACAAAAGACCAGGUUAUGCUGCUGAUUGACAUAGAACUUUCUUACAUGAACACUAACCAUGAAGAUUUCAUUGGCUUUGCUAAUGCACAGCAAAGGAGCAGCCAAACGAACAAGAAGAAAGCAUCUGGAAACCAGGAUGAGAUCCUGGUCAUCCGGAAGGGGUGGCUGACCAUUAACAACAUUGGUAUAAUGAAAGGCGGCGCAAAGGAAUAUUGGUUUGUCCUUACAGCGGAGAACAUGUCUUGGUACAAAGAUGAUGAGGAGAAAGAGAAAAAGUACAUGCUGCCCCUGGAUAAUCUAAAACUGAGAGAUAUUGAAAAGGGAUUUAUGUCCAGCAAACACAUUUUUGCCCUGUUCAAUACUGAACAAAGGAAUGUUUACAAGGAUUACCGUCAGUUGGAGCUGGCCUGCGAGACUCAGGAAGAAGUGGACAGUUGGAAGGCAUCUUUCUUACGUGCUGGUGUCUAUCCUGAGAGAGCUGUGGACAAGGAUAAAUCUAGUGAGUCGGAGGAGAAUGGAUCUGACAGCUUUAUGCAUUCAAUGGACCCUCAGUUGGAAAGGCAGGUGGAAACUAUCCGUAAUCUUGUGGAUUCCUACAUGGCUAUAGUCAAUAAGACCAUUCGGGACUUGAUGCCUAAAACCAUAAUGCAUCUUAUGAUCAACAAUACAAAGGAUUUUAUCCAUUCUGAGCUUCUAGCCAAUUUGUACUCAUGUGGUGAUCAGAAUACUUUGAUGGAGGAAUCACCAGAACAGGCACAGCACAGGGAUGAGAUGCUGCGCAUGUAUCAUGCUCUGAAAGAAGCCUUAAGUAUUAUUGGAGAUAUCAACGUAACAACAACCAGCACCCCUAUGCCUCCGCCUGUGGAUGAUUCUUGGCUACAGGUGCAGAACGUAGCAACAGGACGGAGGUCUCCCACGUGUAGUCCUACCCCACAGAGGAGAGCACCUGCUGUUCCCCCAGCCAGACCUGGCUCUCGAGGACCAGCUCCAGGACCACCACCACCUGGCACCACACUUGGUAGUGCACCACCAGUCCCCUCAAGGCCUGGGGCUUCCCCUGAUCCAUUCGGUCCUCCCCCUCAGAUUCCUUCAAGACCUAACCGUGCCCCUCCUGGUGUCCCUAGAAUAACUAUCAGUGACCCAUGAGGAAUACUCAUCACGGAAGGCUCCCGCUUCACCUACACGACCCACCAUUAUCCGACCUGCCGACCCGUCCCUCAUAGAUUAAUUAAUGGAGGCCUGGCUGCCGAAUACAGCUUUCUCCCUACCACCCUUUCUCCCAGCCCCCUCCCCCAUCACACCUCUUCCAGGCAUGGUGAAAACGUCCCCUCUACUUCACUGUGUUGUAAACACUGGCUCAGUGUCACUAUGUAUUGUAUUGUACAGAUGUGUAGUAUUGUCCCUUGCCGCACCAUAUUGUGAUGUUAAAACACCUGAAAUGUCUGGUCAAAUAUAUAUAUAGAUUUUAUUUUUCUUGCUUUUCCCAAAUGCCACUGCCCAUUGUUCCACCAGCUUCUGAAACGGAUUCACCUCAUUCUGUCUCAUGUUAUUCUGAUGUACGCUUUAUUUUAUGUCUUUUUUAAAUAUUGUCAUUGAAAAUAGUAUAACUAGCAGGCAAAAACAAAUAAAUUUGAAUUUCAUACUUUUGCUUACUGUUCAAAGUGUACUUGUCUGCUAUGCAAUGGAGGCAGCCAUGUUGUAGCCUAGCUCAGCUUUAUACUGCAGCUACUAAGCCCUACUGGAUUGGUAGGCUUCUGGCUGACUCAGUCUGCAGAAUCUCUACCUGGACCUGAAAGAGACACAAUUGAAAAUAAAUAUGUAAUAUUAGGAAUGUACAUGAGUUUAGUAUAUCUUUAUGUCAAAAGAUAGUCUGCACUUUCAUUAUACCUUUAUCUGUGUGUUAUCACACAAUGCCUCCUCAUUCCCCACAUUAUUCAUUCUGAUGUCGGGUAAAAGUUGGUGAAUCGCCAAAUAUUUGAACAAUUUGCACUUCCAGGUGCCAGUUUUGCUAUCAAUAAUUAGAGAACCCAGAAACCCUCAAUGCUUUGCGUAUUUUCAUUAUCUGCCAUGUUCAAGAGCCUAGACCUGUCCACGGCCAUGCUUCACUGUUGGCCUAUACCCAGAGAGAUAGGGCCAGGCUCUCCAUUAUGGAAAAUAGUGGAAAUUUGCAGUCGCCAAGAUUCUACAUUUCCAAAAGAGAGCUAAACAUCUGUGAAUAUCAUGUUUCUGGGAUUUUACCAAUGUUUACCUGGCUUAUACUUUUCUUUCCAACAGACUUUAUAAUCAUAUAAACCCCCCUCCUGCCACAUUGUUUCCAGUGUAGUAGGCCUGAGGUGGGGAUCAGUUACAAAUCACAAAUCCCUCUCCUGAUAACUAAUAAUUAUUUUAUCAGUCUUUCUGGUAAUUUGAAUGUAUUUUAGGAGUUAGUAAAGUACUAAAAAUUGUUAUACAUGGUAAUUUAACUACUGUUGGAUUCCUUUAUGAAGACAAGCUUUUGCCCAUAGAAGCCAGAUUCUAGCUGCUAUGACACUUGGUUGGUUGGUACAGGCAACAGACUUCUGUUUCUAUAAAGGAAUCCAUACAUGGCCAAGUAUAAGCAGAUGGUGGUCAUUUUAGACCCUCUAUGACAUUUGGCCACCAAUUCUGAUAUUUAUUCCAGUUAUUUAUUUAUCCAGGAAUCAAGAUGGAGAAGUCCACACAUGGGCAGCUUAAAGAGAACCAGCCACAGCUGGCUUAUGCCAGAAUCUGAAUUUUCCAUCUUUAGUUAUUAUAACUGCGCAGUCUUCCAUAUGCAAGAUUUAUGUUUGCCUUCUCUGUUAACCUCUUGUUACUUUGAGUCUGACCUUUCAGCUUAAGAAUCUGAGGUCACCUGAGAUUUGACCGUUUCUGUUCUGUCAUACUUUCUUACAGUUUCUGAGUAAUCAUAACAGUAUCAGAGAACACAAACCUGUAGUUGUUUACAUUCCUCUUAACUACAAAAAUUGGUUAUUUGACACUCUCAGAGGUGUGGAGAAACAGUGCAUGAGGUCAAGCAGUUGACAGGGCAGCCACUGUCCGGUGACCUCUGCCCUCUUAAGAUGAAGAGUCAGCCUUCAUGAAAACCUGCCAUGAGAACCUUCUUGAAAAAAAAAAAUCCUUAAUGUAGUUGCCAGUAAUGAAAGAGCUCUUAUUCUCAAGUCUACAAUGGUCUCUGUCUCCUACCUACUCCUUUCUAGCCUCUGUAAGACUCUUGGGCAUUCACUUUUUCUUGGGUUGGCGGAUGCACCCCCACACACUGUGGUUCCAUCUUCGAACCACUAUGUCACUACAGAACACAGCAGUGAUGUAGGAGUCCAAGUAAGGGGGUAUAAUGCGUUACAGAGACACAGGCAUCCCAAACUCUCUAAAGUGUUGAAUGCUGAAGAGUCUUACAGAGACCACAGUGCUGGAAAAGAGGCCCACGUAAGAGACAAGAAUAAUAGUUCUUGUAUUUCAGAGAACUUUACAUUUUAUUUUCCUUACAGGGUCUCUGUAAAUAAACCUAAAUAAGGAGAUAGGUUACAGAGAGUAAGCCUGCACAAUAGUAAUUUAGGAUUGAAUAUUCAGCUCUCAUCAUAAGCCACGUGGUGACUAGUUCUCUUUACUAUGGGCUGUAAAAGGCAUCUUUUCCGAUGACGUUACACGUUAGCUGUUGAAUAUUGUACCCUUUAAAGCUGAGCUAUGUUUAACUGAUCUUUUUCCUACCCUUUCUUUCUUUCCUUGACUGCAAUUAGAGCCGCUGGAGUUAGCCCAUCAAGGCCAGAGAGUCCUAAGCCUCACUAUGAUCUGUAAAGCCUCCCUGGGCUCAAACCGUUGCCUGCUUCCUAGCUUGUUCUGUCUUGGAGUGUGACACUUCCCACACUGUCUCUUCUGUUGUACAAUGGUUGUGAUACACGCAUCUCAAAUGUGAUUAUUGGUAUGAAUAAAACAAUCUCAAAUAUCAUCUUCUGUUACGUUAAGGAACGUAUGUUUGUGGUAGUGGCAUAUCCUUAUAUAAAUAUAUUAUAAAUAAUUCUAAAUAUAUAUAUAUAUAUGAGAUCUUAAAUAUACACCUUGGAGAUAUGUAAGCCAUUGUGCUUCCAUGUGAUUCUCAGUCUUUAGUAGAACAAAGAUGCCAGGGAAGUGAUUGGAUGUCAGUUGGCAGCUGGUUCUGUAUCUCUGCAUGAAAAGGAGCUUGGUGUGGGGAAAGAUUCUUGGUGCUGGUGUUUAGCUGUGAUACUUGUCAGAGCGUUGAAUAAAAUAUGUUUCUGUAAAAAA
Messenger RNA from Rana temporaria (common frog), 5889 nucleotides. It is a transcript of the gene DNM1, whose product is annotated as dynamin 1. Gene Ontology annotation, cellular component: membrane; cytoplasm; microtubule. Lineage: Eukaryota; Metazoa; Chordata; Amphibia; Anura; Ranidae. Bases 22 to 2760 code for a protein of 912 amino acids. Gene Ontology annotation, molecular function: GTPase activity; microtubule binding; GTP binding. The transcript is spliced from 24 exons. The record is from RefSeq and is a predicted model, not a curated record.